CAGUAUCUGUGUGUCCAUAUGCUGCUCACGGUCAAAGGGGGAGGAGUGGAUCCCUGGCAGCUUGCUUCUCCUCGGGAUGGCUUCUGGAAAACUGAUUAAGCUCAUCGUUUUUGAGCUGCUGGAGUUUGCUGCUUUCUCAGUCCCCACACUGGUGGUUAUGGAGCAGUUUGCUACCGCCUACCAAAGGACCAGGAAUGCGUCUGAGCCAACACAUUAUUGGCUGAUCGUUUCCUGUUCUAUUGCUUAUGUGGCUUCAGUGACUCUAUUGAUUUGGGUCCCCAUAAAAGUUAUCUUGCACAAGAAACGUCAUCUUUACAAAAAAAUCACAGGAUGGAGACCCGUUCUGAUGAUGUGUGUAGUACUCACCACCCUUCCCAGCUUCAGCUUUUCUAUAGCAGUGACUGAGGUUCAAAAGAACAUCAAUGGCUCUGCAGAUUUAUUGCCUGAUGCCUUACCUGAUCUCCCAGUGUCCCUGGUUCUGUUAUCCUUGAUCUUGGUUGAUAUAAUUGAAAAAAUCAGGAUAUAUCCCCUCAGAGGAAGUGAAGAGAGCAAUGAAGAUGGGCACAUCCACACAACCUCUUUGCAACAAAUAAAAACUGUGACGGAGCAAGUGAGACAAAAUGAAGUCAGCCCUGCGUCUCCCCAGGGAGCCAACUCCAUCCAUGUGUCUCGGCCACUAGGAGCAGUGACUCAAAGGCGUGUUCCUGUCUUAGUGGGACCCCAGGAGCCCUCCUUUGACUCUGGAAUCCUGAGAACAAUGUCCCGCAGAGAUGUCCGGGCAGAGGUAUUCCUGUGGAGCUUUCUACUGUGGUCGGACACUGUGGAAAUGUUGCGUGUCGCUGGUCACUCGGCUGUGUACAAGUCGGGCUGGCUGUACCCAGUCUACAUAUUCAGUUUCAUUUCUCUUCUUCGAAUAAUAUUCACUCCCAAGAACCCUCUUCUGAAUUCCUUGGGCAUCCUACUACAGGAUUUACCCUUUGUUUUUGUGAGACUUAGUUUAAUUAUUGUCCUGGGGACUAUUACACCCAUAUUGGGACUUUGUAAAAAUGUACUAGUGACUCUCUCUUAUGUUUACUUCAAUUACUUAACCAAACUCAGGGUUUUCUCUACCUUUGAAGCAUCUCCAUUUUAAAAAGAAAGGAAAACCCUCGAGACUUCAUUAAGCAUAUGUGCACAUUUGUAAUAAUUUUUUUUUCCUGGACCAUAUGUGUUUGUACUAUACAAAGACAUGAAGAAUAGAUUGUAGAGAAAAAGCGUUUCUAAUAACUAUAGCAUAUCAAUUUUAUAUAUAAAAAUGGUGCUAAAUUUAAGCAGUUAUAUUCAUAUAAGUGAGCUACAAUGGAUCACAAGAAAAUGUUAGUAGUUAAUUUUAGUUAUGUAUACUGCCUUUUUUUCUUAAAGCACUCUUUAAUAAAGACUUUUUAAAAAUAGAAAUGUUUACCCUGUAAUUUAGCUCAGAAUGAGGUAUAUCUUUUACAUUAAGAAGUUGCAUGAAGGCUGGGGUUAUAGCUCAGUGGUAGAGCACUUGCCUUGGAUGUGUGAGGCGUUAGACCCUCAACACCACAUAAAAAUAAAUAAUAAAAUAAAGAUAUUGUGUCCAUCUGUAACUAAAAAAUAUUAAAAAGUUACAUUAAUUAAUUAAAAUUAGUUUUUAGGAAACAUACCUGAAAUUAUUGAAUACUUUUAGAUUCAACUUUCUUUAAAUCUGAAAAUUGAAGUUGUAGGGUUUCCUUCAAACAUAGAAUUAUACACACACACACCACUAUUUUUUCUUUACUGCAGUGCUGAUGAUCAAUCCCAGGUCCUCAUGCAUGUUAGCCAAGUAUUUGGUCACUGAGCAACUAUAUCCCUCAACCCUGGAAUUACAGUUUUCCUCUGCUGCAAGUGACUUUUACAUAAUUGAUUGAUUUCAUGAAAAGCAAUUUACUUUAACAGAUAUUUGACACAGUUUAAGCCUUAGUUGUUUUGCUAGUGGUGUAGUACUAACAUGAGUGUUAAUAUAAUGAAGUCAACAUACUUCAACAAUCUGUGGUACUAUGUCAUGAAUAUCUUGAAACUUUAAAAUAAUUAUGUACAUAAUCACAUAAUUUGCUUUCCCAGUGUUGGGACACUCUGAUAUCCACAGCUGGGCCUCACCAUUUGAUAAGGGAAUCUUGUGAGCAACUUCUGUCUCCAGAACAAUGAUUUUCUAACCAGUUUCUUCAGUGACAUGGUAACAGGUAGUGUGAGAAUAGCUAAGUGACCUUGUGCGCCCUACUUCCCAUCAAAUGACCCCCAGGCUCACUUUGCCAGGUUUUAUAGUUUUACUCACACUGUAAGAGAAGGUCUACUGUCAAAAGCUUGACUGUUAACAUUAUGAUUUGUGCAGGUUUUUUGACCAUUGAGGGAUGCAUGUAAAAGAUGAACUCAAUACUACUUCUACUUUAAUAGGAUUGAGUCAACGAAAGAAUAAGGAAUUCCCUUAGCAUAUUGUCUGAAAACAAUAAUAACUUGAUAAAUCUUGAGUAUGUAAGGGCACUGUGCCCAAGAAGCAAGCAACUGGAUGCGUUGUUUUAAUUCUCCUCUUUUCUUUUCUGCAUCCUUGCCCAUCCUUUGGGAAUGAUAAUUUAAAAUUUGCAAUUUGUGAAAAAUAAUAUGUAGAACCUUAAGGCUACCUAAGGCUAUAACUUUUGAUCAAGUGUUGUUAUGUUCAAAAACGAACAAUUUGCUGACUCUACAAAGUGAAUAUUGCCAUUCUUUCAUUAGAUGUGUGAAUAUCCUUCCUAUGAGUUCUCAUAUAAACCAAAUUGUAGCAUGUUCUCUAAGUCUUUAAUUAGGUGUUUGCUUUUCUUGAGUUCCUCCUUGAUCUGUAAUGUUUUAAAGGAAGGCCUCAGAGCAUGCUGCUUAAUGAUGCAUCUUUAUCUGUCAAUCUUACGAGUAUUUACAAUACUCAAAACUUAAAAAAAUACAUAGUACACAUAAAAUUUCUUUCAAAUUCUUGAAAAUAUUCAUGGCAAUAUUUUUUAUUAAGAAAAUUCUGUAUAACUCAGUGAUUGAUUGAUAAUAUUCUUAAAUGUGAAAUAUUUUACGUAAGUGUGUAUUAAUCUUUGUAUUGAAAAUUAUAUACUCAAAAGUAUUACUUGAGUUUAGAAUGCAUUUUGUAUGUAGUGUUUGAAUAUGAAUGUGCCUGAUAUUUGGGAAGUGGCAACACUUUGAAUAAGUAAUGAAGGCAUGUACAAAAGAUUAUGUGCAGGAGGAAAAGAAUUGUGUAUCUAAUUGACUUCAAGUCUAUGGUAUUUAAGUAAAUAUUACAAUAAAUUAUGCUAAUGAAACAC
Messenger RNA from Ictidomys tridecemlineatus (thirteen-lined ground squirrel), 3314 nucleotides. RefSeq names its product transmembrane protein 236 (gene Tmem236). The record is from RefSeq and is a predicted model, not a curated record. Lineage: Eukaryota; Metazoa; Chordata; Mammalia; Rodentia; Sciuridae.